GCGGGCGGCGUCAUGGAGAUCUCCAAGAAGCAUACCCUUCAAUCGACCGGUAUCUACGAGCGUAUCCGCCGCGCCCUCGCCAUUGACCCGAACCGCUCCUCCGGCGUGCCCCUCAACGCGACCUUCCGCAACCCGACGCCGGGCGCCCUCGAUCCCCUCACCUACGACGACCCCGUCACCAUUCCCGCGGGCGACAUCGCCGACAAUGCCUACUUCCGCCGCGACACCCGCCGUGCCUACCCCAAGCUCAGCGUGGUCUCGCAGUCCGACGUGGUGAGCCUGCUCACCGUCGGGUCCGCCGCGAACCCGAAAGUCGAGCUCAUCGGCGAGGCGGGCGAGCAGGCCCUCGUCGAGGCCCGGGCUGAGGGCGAGAAGAAAGGCGGCCUCGCUGCGUUUCUGGAGAACAAGGGCAAGGCUAUUGAGGAGGUCAGUAAGGACGUUUUCGUCAAUGGCUUGCCGCCCACCCCGGCGGGCGAGAGGAUCCAGGCCGACGGAUCGUGGCAUGUUUACAAGUUCAAGCCCAACGAGGAUCAGGCCUAUGGCGAUGGCUAUCCUUGCCGGACGUUCUCAUGAACAGGGGUGGCGGGGUGGUGAUGUUAAAAGACACAGGGAGCCUAGAGAGCGGCCGUGUAUGAGAAGCAAGUCUUAGAAAUCUUAGACUACCUAAGUUGCAGUCCUAAGCUACCAUCUAAAUUUUUAUUUUAUUUUUUUGUCUUA
Molecule: messenger RNA, 717 nt
Organism: Sodiomyces alkalinus F11
Lineage: Eukaryota; Fungi; Ascomycota; Sordariomycetes; Glomerellales; Plectosphaerellaceae
Product: NADH-ubiquinone oxidoreductase 21.3 kDa subunit
Exons: 3
Coding region: 13-573 (186 amino acids)
Source: RefSeq, a predicted model, not a curated record